AUGUGUGUGUGUGGAAGUGCUCCCGGGCUCAAGGGCAAAAAACAACCCCCCCCUGCACGUCGCCCAAUGUGGCGAUCCGAUCACGGCGGCAUGGCCAACCCGUUUUUGGUGCUCCACAAAAACCCAAGCGGAAGCCGGUGGGAUGGGCUCCGCUCAUGGAAACUUCCACGAACAAAUUUCGACGACCAAGCCAGGCGGUGUGGGAGGAUCCCCUCUAAACCUACGGUAUCUGGUCCGAAUACUCCAGGCUCCGUAUUCCCCAGCCCUAGACUACCCGUAGCAGGGUGGAAUUUCGGCAUCCUCUGUCUACUACUACUUGGUAAGGAGGGGAACCCGGAACUGACUCGCCUAAAGGUGCUUGCUCAAUGGUUGGUGAAAGAAAUUGUCCGAUGGGAUCGUCGUCUGCUUGCUUUUUCAUCAUCACAAAGCUUGGCUUUCGCUUGUGAGACUGCCGAGUGAUGAUGUCUGUCUCAGUCUCGCUGGUCGUGGCUGCGAUAGAUGUGCAUCUCGGCACUGAGUGCUACUUCUGCUACAGCCUACGUCCCAGACCUACCUUACCAAAAGGCCAGGCUAGCGCUGCUUUCUGUACGGUGUAUCAGCUCGACAAGAAGGAC
Molecule: messenger RNA, 614 nt
Organism: Aspergillus aculeatinus CBS 121060
Lineage: Eukaryota; Fungi; Ascomycota; Eurotiomycetes; Eurotiales; Aspergillaceae
Exons: 3
Coding region: 1-459 (152 amino acids)
Source: RefSeq, a predicted model, not a curated record